This is a messenger RNA of Kwoniella mangroviensis CBS 8507, 2640 nucleotides long. RefSeq lists its product as uncharacterized. The transcript has 6 exons. The record is from RefSeq and is a predicted model, not a curated record. The coding region runs from base 1 to 2640 and encodes 879 amino acids. Gene Ontology annotation, molecular function: 5'-flap endonuclease activity. Lineage: Eukaryota; Fungi; Basidiomycota; Tremellomycetes; Tremellales; Cryptococcaceae.
AUGGGUGUGCCAGGUCUAUGGGACCUACUUCGACCUGCAGCGGCUCGUACAUCCCUAUCAUCACUCUCCAAAGAAGCAUUUCAGGCGAACAGGAACGGAUUGAGAGCUUUGACAAUCGGUAUAGACGCUUCAAUAUGGAUUUUUCACGCUCAAGUAACACAUCAUGGUGAAAAUCCUUUUCUGAGGACAAUCUUUUUCAGAAUUACGGCGUUGUUACAACAUCCCGUCUUGCCUGUAUUUGUUUUUGAUGGACCAAAUAAACCUGGACAGAAGAGAAAUCAAAAUGUAGCUGGACAAUUCGGUACAGCCGAUCAUAGGAGUAGACAGUUCAAAGCUUUGUUGGAUGUAUGUGGGCUCGAAUGGUGGAAUGCUCCGGGAGAAGCAGAAGCAGAGUUAGCAGUGAUGAACAGACAAGGCAAGAUCGACGCCGUCUUAUCGGAUGAUGUGGACGCUCUGUUGUUCGGUGCGACCUGCUUACUGAGAAAUAACUCACCGACGUUAUCCGGUGCUCAAGCCAAUAUCGCAAGAGGCGACAUGCGAAACUACGAAGUUUAUAGGUCAUCCGCAAUCAAGGAUUUGUGGAUCAAGAAGGAAGGUACCAAUCUCAAAACGGAAGACGAUUGUAGGAUGGCUAUGGUUUUGAUUGCACUGUUAGGAGGUGGUGAUUAUACGCCUGAGGGAUUACCUAGUAUAGGGCCGACGAUCUCGUUUGGUCUUGCGAAUGCAGGUCUUUCCGAUUUCCUGAAAAAGUACAUAUCCAAUCGAGCGACUUUCGAUUCUCGACUGUCUUCGGUUCACUCUCAAAUUGUAGAAGAACUCCGUACCAACGCUCAGAAGCAAAUCGGAAGGAAAUACCCUGAUCGAGCCAACAAGCUAUCUGUGCUAUCACCUUCUUCCGUCUUCCCACCAUUCACCCUUGACGCAUAUCUCAAUCCAUGUGCCAGUCCGCUGGACGAUCUAUCUCAAGGUUGGCCAGGGUUCGGUAUAGGUGAAUCCAGUAGGACGAGAGGUAAAGCUAGGAACGAAGGCAGAGGUGAUAUGGAGGGUAUGGCAAUCGCUUGUGAGAAGUACUUUGAAUGGGGUACCAAAGAAAUCGUCGUUAAAAAGUUUGCUGGAGAAGCAGUCGGAGUUUUCGGAGCGGAAUUGAUGAACGAAGCUAGACAAAGAGUUAGAUCGAGACAACCUGCCAAUCCAGAUCCAAUACCACUGAUUCAUCAGUCGGUCGGUACUGCCAAAGCAGCUUCUGCAUCUAUGAUCACCUCCUUCUUCAGUCAAUCCAUGCCUUCAUCGUCACCUAUCAUUUCCAAAACAACCCAAUCAUCUCAACCUGUACGACAUGAGGACCAUGAUGAAUCUGGUCAACCUUCAGAACACGUCAUCAAGAUACAUUCGACAAGGCUAGAUCCGACCAAUGGCGAGAUGACCGAAUAUCGAAUCUCCUUUCACCGGGGUCAAUAUAUACGAAGAUGUCAGGAGUCGAUGCAGGGAAUCAGGGUGGAUCCAGAUGAUUUGUCAGAUAAUACUCGACAGAUUAUCGGUCUUAGGGACAAGGAGAGGGAAAGGAGCGAAUCGUUGGAUAUUGAGAUACCCGGUGGUACUCAAGGACCAAAUAAGUCGAAAGAUGAAAUUCGAGUUUGGCUAGCGGAAUAUCUAGUUAGGGAAGCUUGGCCAGAAUUAGUUAGGCAAUGGGAAGAUGAACAAUUAGCCAAAGCCAAUGCUAAGAAGUCGAAAUCGCCUAAAAAGAAGAAAACUUUGACGAAGGCGCCUCCGAAGAAAGGCAAAGGUACAGGAGUAGAGAAGAUGGAUGUGGGAGUAUUUGAUGCGUUCUACGCUGCUGCGUCUAACACCCAACGACGUAGAGAUGGAAUGUUGUCGGAAUCAGAAGAAGAAGAACCAAUUGAGAAUCUUCCACCUAGAUCCCGAUCUCUGUCCACUUCGUCACCUAGACGAUCACCCUCUAUGCCCAAUCUGGCUGGUGUUGGUGGGAAGAAGACUAAAGCUCGACCUUGUCCUACUUCGAGUUUGACCAGUAUACUGGAUUCAUCUCCGUCCAGGGGUAAUUCACCUACUCCGAAAGCCAAGACUCAAACGAGUAGUCGACCGAAAGCAAAAACCAAAAGGACCACAUCCCCUCAACCUGAACAACAAGCCGGAUCGGUAUCUCCCAAAAGACCUUCUUCACCUAAACGAUGGCAGUUCGGAGCGAAAAGGAUAUUCUCAAAAUCGAAAUCUUCCCCUUCGGCAUUUUCCAUCGGCAAGAAAGAUCAGCCGAUUGAUCUUUGCUCUUCCUCGUCUGAGGGCGAGACGCCAGUCAGACCGCUUAGACCACGAAGGGGAAGCAAUAAUACAAAUAAGGAUAAGAAGGAUGUCAUCUCGCUUUUGAGCCCACCCCGAGGCAAGAAAAGUACAAAUAAGACCAAAAGUGCUGAAUCAAACAUUCAACAAUCAACUAUAUUGGAUUUUUCCUUAGACCCUAGUACCUUGUUCCCAUCAGACUCAGAAAUAGUAACCCCCAGAACCAAACUCAAACCCAAAUCAGGAGCAAAAGAAAAGAAGAAGACGCCCUCGUCGAGGAAACAGAAGAAGAAAUAUGUGGUCGUCAGUGAGACGAGUGAUGAAGAAGUCAUUGACUGUACUUAG